Oncorhynchus tshawytscha (Chinook salmon) is the source of this 4076-nucleotide messenger RNA. It is a transcript of the gene rwdd2b, whose product is annotated as RWD domain containing 2B. Gene Ontology annotation, molecular function: protein binding. The record is from RefSeq and is a predicted model, not a curated record. The coding region runs from base 451 to 1404 and encodes 317 amino acids. The transcript is spliced from 6 exons. Lineage: Eukaryota; Metazoa; Chordata; Actinopteri; Salmoniformes; Salmonidae.
GUAAAGUCUACAAAAUUUAGUCCACUCUGUUCAUAACAUAUUUUAGUUUUGGGAACAAAAAACUGUAUUGAGAACAAAUGUUUAAUCGAUGAGAACAUUUGCAGAAUAUCGGCCAAAAUCCAUUUCGAUCCAUCUUUGACGACGGUAUAUGUGUUACAUUAUAUCUGUCCCGGCGUACAGCCGAUCUAGUAGGUAAAUGUAUCCGGGUCGUUUGAAACGCCACGCUAACAUCGUAAACUAAUCGUAGGGAUUUUAAAUAAUUAUAUUUGGUAGUGUGUUAAAUAAUCACUGAUUCCCUCUUACAGAAUCGGAUUUUCUGUCCAACUAGCCAUAGAUAGUUAGCUAAGUUUUUGACGAUUUGCAACUAGCAUACUGAUGGCUAACAACGAAUGAGUUUGGGUCCUUCGCCAUGGAAAGCAUGCUGUUAUCUGUUCGCCUUAUCAAGAGAACAUGACACUCCCUGUGAUGGAAUCUUCGAACAUUAUGGCCCAUCUAGAGCAGGCGGAAUCUCACCUGGCUGAGAUAGAGCUACUCUCCAGUAUGUACCCCGGUGAAGACGAGCUGGUGAUUACUGACCAACUAGCUGUGGCUGAGCUCAGGGAGUAUGUGGAGGGAGCAACAGAUACCUAUCCUCUGUCCAGACCACACAUCCUCAUCAAACAGAAGUUGGACACUGACACUGUGAAGGGGGUGAACGUGACCAUAUCUUGCACCUACUCAUCCGACUACCCUAAUGUCUUACCUGAAAUAGCUGUACGGUGUCCUGACCUCAGCCGAUCCCAGCAGGCCCAGCUUCACUCAGACAUGAACGCCUACCUCUCAGAGAGCUGCCGUGGAGAUGUCUGCGUCCUCUCUGCCGUGGAGUGGGUGAAAGACAACGUACACCUGUACCUGACCGACAAGAGCACAUCAUCAUCAUCAACAGCAGCCCCUGGCAGGAAAGAGUCUCGGUCUACCUGCUCAUCUCCGCAGCCCAAAGAGCAGUUCAGUCGCCUGUGGAUCUACAGCCACCACAUCUAUAAUAAGAGGAAGAGGAAGAACAUUCUGGAGUGGUCCAAGGAGCUGGAUCUGUCAGGGUUCAGUAUGCCUGGCAAGCCUGGGAUCAUCUGUGUGGAAGGCCCUCAGUCGGCCUGCGAAGACUUCUGGGCCAGGGUGAAGGUUCUAACCUGGAAGAAAAUCAUUAUUCGUCACAGAGAGGAUGUUGCCGUGGAUAGUCGGAGGGCUGAGGCCAGCGUGGCAGACAACGCGGAUUCCCUCCGUAGGUUCACAGGGUUCGAGGAGGCCAUGUUUGAUCCACACGGGAACAGAGGAAACCAUAUGAACCUGGGCCAGCUCUAUCAGUACCUCAACGAGAGAGGAUGUGGAGACGUCUUUCAGCUUUACUUUGGAAUUGAAGGAAGGUAGUAUAGCUGAUAGGAUAGGUCCCAUAACUGUUGGUUGUACCCACAUGAACCAAUGGCAGGAAUCAUGUACCCAAAUGAACCAAUGGCAGGAAUCAAGUACCCAAAUGAACCAAUGGCAGGAAUCAAGUACCCACAUGAACCAAUGGCAGGACUCAAAGGAUUUGCACAUUAGAUGAUGCAUUCUCAGUAGGAGCCUAGUAUGCUUUUAUUUGUUGUUUACUGCAUACAUUACUAAACAGUACGUUCUAAAUAGUACGAUUAGCACAGUAUGUUGUUUCAGUAGUAUGUAGUAUGCAAGACAGAUUUUGGACACAGCCAUUGUCUAUGGGGGUUAUUUUUGAAUGUUAAAGAAAUCUGCUUCAUACCAAAAUAAUCUACAGGUUGAGCUCAAACUACAGAAUACAGACACAUGAUCCACAAAGUCCUUACGUACAGAACACAGUUGCUUCUCUGUAGAAUCCCUCUUACUGUUCUUAGCCUGAUGCUCACCAACAAUGUAGCACCACAGGAGUCAGGGACAACAGAAAUUGAGAGAGGUGCAGCUAAUCCACACAGAGAUGAGCCCACAGCUAAUCCACACAGAGAUGAGCCCACAGCUAAUCCACACAGAGAUGAGCCCACAGCUAAUCCACACAGAGAUGAGCCCACAGCUAAUCCACACAGAGAUGAGCCCACAGCUAAUCCACACAGAGAUGAGCCCACAGUAAAGUGAGAAUGGUGGUUGGCUGGGGGGUUUACUGAACCCCUUCUCAAAUACAGGCCUUGAAGUCUAACCCCUACUGGAGUUUAUCCUUCCUCUCUAAACACAGAUUCAGAACUGUGACACCAGGUAGGGGGGAAUCCCUAACUACCAGGGAGAAGAGACAACCACCAGUGCUGUGGAUACCAUUGCUCAGAUUUGUGUACGCCUAGUUUCCACACCUCGUCUCCACCAGCCCCUAUUUUCAGAAGUGUCAGCUCCAAAUCCUUUGUCCAGGAUCACCUGAAAAGUGGGAUGGUAGUUUGAACCAUAGUAGCAGUCAAAUGGAACACACUGAAACACAAAGUGAGAAUGGUUUUACAGAUUCGUCACAAGUCUGAUCAAACUUCUUAUUUUAUGCAUUCAAUAUAUUCUACAAGCAAAAAACAAACUCGUGUAAAAUAUAUCCAACUAUAAAUAACAAUAGGGGUGGUAAAUGACUGAGUUUUAAAAAAAACUCAAUGGUGCUCAAACUCGGAUCGGGAAUUACUGUGCUAAUGGUUUGUCCCGGGAGAUGAGUAACCUUGCCUGAGAACUGAAAACGUAUGUUAGCUUCCUGAGCCAAUGUCUUGGCUUUAGCACAGUUCAUCAUGUCAAAUACUGCACAAGUUGCACCUGUAUAAUGAUUUUGUAGAUAAACGAUGUUUGAGGAUAAAUGCAACACUUAUAAACAUGUCAAUUGAUAUGUGAAUAAAUUCAAUAGGAAAAUGAAUACAACUAAUUUACUAAAGUUGCAACUGGUGAAUCUUCUGUGAAUCAAAACUACAUUUUGCGCUCUUGAGUUUUGGCACUAAAUUCAGCGACUAACCUCUGCCAAAAGUUCUGUAGCUGCAAACAAGCAUCCGAGAAUAACACGAGGUCUGGUGGACCAACCGGGUGAGGCGUUGUCAUUCUUACACUUGCUUUCACGUUUCACUGGGUUCCGGUCUGGAAGCAUGCUUUCCAUUGUGCUAAAUAUGGAUCAAAUGUGUUAAAAUUACGAGCUAGCUAAAUGAUAUUCACAGAAUUUGAAAGCUACGACAUGGCGUUACUGAUGAAGAAUUAAAACUAGUGUUUCCACAUAGCAUAACCGCUACAAAGCUGGUGCAAGCUAUCCAGCCUCUUUUCUAUUGGCACAACAUGUCUGUUUAGCGAGUGAGCUAUCAUUAGAGCCUUCUGGCCAGCCUGCAUCUUGUGGUUCUAACUUUGUGUAACAGAGCAAUAGGUCUAGCUAUGUACUUGUCAUUUCUUACUAAACGACAGCUGUUGCAGAGAUAUUAUAGAAUGGAGGAGAUAGGAAUCUCAUUGGACAAUAAAUGGAGGAACGUGUAACGCCCCAUUCAGCAGACUGAUCAAUGGCGUUCGCGUUGUCAUGGUGCGUCACACCUUUGUUAAGAUCAGUAACGCAAUCCUUUUCAUCAAAGUCAAGGGUAUGAGUCGAGAAACCUGCCUAUUAUCCUCGAAAGUAUGUAAUGUCACGAUUUCAAAAGCUAUACGAUAUUACAGAAAACAAGUUAAUUAUCUCACAUCUAGGAAAAGAGAUAUAAUGUAGUUCUUCUUGUAAAUUCUUCUUCGGUAGGGUUUGUUGGCAGCUGGCAUCCAACAUUAUGGCGCAUUACCGCCACCUAGUGUACUGAAGUGUGGGCGACUGUUUCCAAUGGCGACGUUCUCAGUAUACUCUUUAAACUGAUUUCCUGGUUCCCCUUCAUGCUGGAUCUCAGUCUCUCUCUCUUUCCCUCUCAUACUGACCACACUGUAUCAAUACAUGCUCCACCAUCUCUGUUUGCAGGCAAUAAUCACACUUUCCUAUCACAUUUAAAGAUGUAUUCAACCGACUGUGUCCCCACCCUUAAUCUUUUAAAACAAAUAGCCUGCCCUCUUCUGUCCCUUCCUGCCAUCCUUCCUCCCUGACUUUCCUCUGUACUUGAAAUAAAUGCCUGCUCUUUGUGUCUCUA